Molecule: messenger RNA, 1924 nt
Organism: Centropristis striata (black sea bass)
Lineage: Eukaryota; Metazoa; Chordata; Actinopteri; Perciformes; Serranidae
Gene: parp16
Product: poly (ADP-ribose) polymerase family, member 16
Exons: 7
Coding region: 90-1076 (328 amino acids)
Biological process (GO): endoplasmic reticulum unfolded protein response
Cellular component (GO): nuclear envelope; membrane; intracellular anatomical structure
Molecular function (GO): NAD+ poly-ADP-ribosyltransferase activity; kinase binding; protein serine/threonine kinase activator activity
Source: RefSeq, a predicted model, not a curated record
UUUCUACUGCACUUGAACGCAACAGUUCGCAUAGCUAACUUUAGCUCGUCCCGCAGUGCUAUGAGUUGAGCAAGACCGAAGCGCUGGGAAUGCAGCCACCGCUCCCACCUGAGGCGGUCAGAGAGCUGGUGUGCUCCUGUCUGCACAGAGACCCAGUUGCAGCAGACCUCCGCUGCAGCCUGUUUGUUGCCGCAGCACAGAGCUACAAGAGGGACUCUUUGCUCAGACCCUUCCCCCCUAGAUACAUAAGUGGUGACAAUAAGAACUUUGAGGAGCUGUUGGCAGAUGUGAGCUCUUUGCCUGGUGUGAGAGAGUUGGUAAGACUGCGACCCAGAGAGGGCAAUCAUCAUCUGGCUCUCACACACUGGAUUCUCUCUUCAAAGAGCUUCGCUGUGAAGACAUUACAGAAAGAUGAGUACGCCAAACUUUGUGACUUGACGGAAAAUGAAGGGGUUUCUGCACCUGUGCCCGACUUCCUGUUUGAGCUGGAGUACUGUGACCAGAUGAAUGCCAGAUUCGAGAAGAUGAGGGAAGGUAGAGAUGUCUUCUAUGCAUUCCACGGGAGCCGCCUGGAGAACUUUCACUCCAUCAUUCACAAUGGGCUGCACUGUCACCUCAACAAGAACUCUGUGUUUGGAGAGGGGACCUACCUCACCAGUGACCUCAGCAUGGCUGUCCUCUACAGUCCCCACAGCAGCGGCUGGCGAGAAAGCAUCCUGGGUCCACUGCUCAGCUGUGUUGCCUUGUGUGAAGUCAUCGAUCACCCAGAUGUUAAGUGUCAGGUGAAGAAAAAAGAUUCUGAAAUCAUUGAUCGUCAGCGCUCGAGAGCAAAGAACAGCGAAGGAGGAGACGUGCCGCUGAAGUACUUCGUUGUCACCAACAAUCAGCUUUUGCGAGUCAAGUACCUGCUUGUUUACUCUCAGAGGAGGCACCUGUCCAGACAUUCCCGCAGCACUUCCUGGCUCCUCAGACACCAUUUUGCCAUCAUGAUGAGUCUCUACCUUCUGCUGCUCAUACUCAUCGGUGCCUUUAACUCCACCGCCUUCGUAUCCUUUUGGAACAGACUGUUCAGGUGACAGAACAACAGGACAGACGGCCUGGAUGUUUAUUAUCCACAGUGCCUUCCAUCAGAGACUGACUGGAGGCCUGAGCAAAGAAAACGUUUAUGCACCUUUCUACUGUUUGUUCUCUUUAUUCAUUCUUUAUUUGUACAAAUAACCAUAAUUACUGUAAUUCCAAGGUAAGGCCAGCAGAUGGUGGGAUCAUAUUGUUUGUUAAUUUUGUUAAAAUGGUUAAUAAGACCAAGUUUGAAAAUGUUAUGCAAUGUUUCAUCAGUAGUUUGUUUGGGUUUGUAAACAUUUUCUUUAGAUAAGAACUGCUGCUGUGUGGUUUGGUAAAGUCUUACUAACCAAAGGGUUAAAGGAAAAAAACAUAUAUUUUUAAAUAACUGCACAGCAAAAAGUAAACAAUAAUUUCUUUUUUGGUUUGUUAGGUCAUAUAUAACUGAAGGUUAUUAGAGACUCCUUAGUGUCAGUGAUGCCUGAUUGGCAGACUGUUGAUCAGGCACUGAUGACAUUGUCCAAAUUUAAAUUCUUACUUUUGGAUGUUAUGAUUUUGCAUCACUCACUUAUGAUAAUGCACCUUUUAAAACUUAUGAUUUGAGUGUAAAUUUAAGGUAUUCAAUUUAACAAGUAGAUUUGAUAAAGAAAAAAGAGAAGAGGUGGCCAUUGUUAUGUUGACAUACUGUAUUUAUAAUGAUGGAUCAAAGAAAGAAACCUCAUUUAUAAUAAUUUCAGAUAUGAUUUUAAAUCCUUAUAUCAAAGCAGGGGGUAUAAGAGAUAAACUGUAUAUCCUGUUAAAGGCAAAAUGUUUUGAAAAAAUGUUACUUUUAAAACUAAUAAAAUUAUACUUUUGUUUUAAGUUG